Messenger RNA from Cooperia oncophora, 354 nucleotides. The record is from the annotation of a GenBank genome assembly. Lineage: Eukaryota; Metazoa; Nematoda; Chromadorea; Rhabditida; Trichostrongylidae.
AUGAAACGUUUCCAGACAAUCAUGAAGCUGUUCAUUAUUCCAUGGCUGCUAAUAAGUUCGAUGGUGGCCGCUCAGAAUGACGCCGGUCCCAAUGUGGCAGGUCCAAAUCCUCAGUUUGUCGACAUUCCAUUCUACCAUUUUCUACAACGACAGCAUCAAAUAAAUAACGCAAUACUUUUAAACAAUGCGAUGUUGGCCAAUUCGUUGGGAGGCGUGCCGAAGGAGCAUCAAUUACAGCUACCAAACGCAGUACCGUUUCCAGCUCCCAAUAUUCAACCAAGUUUACCAACUGGACCAACCCUCUUCCAGACUUUCCCGCAAGCUAUACCGCCAGUGCCGGCACCCGGUGAGUGA